ACGUGCCGCUCCGGCCCUGCCCAUCCUGCGAUGCACCGCCGCUGUCUGCCCCGCAGUCCCUCUCCCUCACAGAGAAAACAAUAUCCCCACACGUCAAGGACUAGCUGCUGCUCGCCACCAGCUCCGGUCUAUCUACCGCGCUUACACAUGCUUUUUACCGAAAACAGGCCCAACGCCGACCGCCUGCGACAAGAUGUACCACUCUGACCACGGCGUCGACUUCCCCGACCUCUCCUUCCACAUCCCUGGCAGCCCUGCAGAGCUGGGCCCAGCGAACCGAGUGUGAACUCAACCGUCAACACAUCACACUUCUACCUUCCCCUUCACCCACACAGGGCCUCCCUCAGCUGCCGUAGCUCCAGUCCCGCCCUCCCUCCUCUUGAACCAUGGACAGCCCUCCUAAACUGUCUGGCGAGACCCUGAUUGUGCAUCACAUUCCCCUGGUGCACUGUCAGGUGUCAGGGGGGCGGCAGGGUGGCUGUGGGGGCUCGCUGAAGAGGAGCAACCCCUUCAGCCCGCCGGAGAACCUGGGCUUGAGUCGCACCACUUCCCUUCCCGAGAGAGACGUCCUCCAGAGAGAGGCUCUGCUCUACAGCAGCUUGAUCCAGACCUCCAGCGGCUCCUGGUCCUCCCACAACGGAGUAAGAGAGAGGAACGGCGGUGUGAGAGGAGGCAGCACAGCGAGCGAUGAUUCAUCAUUUACUUCGAGCAAUUCAGAGGACCAGCUGAUUACAGCUCACACUUUACCCAGAGCUAAACCGAGGAACAGGAAUCCGCUGCGUCGUAAUCCGUUCCUGCUCAACACCGAAGAUGACGAAGAAGAAGAGGAGGAGGAGGAGGAUGGCGACAACCUCAGCGGCUACCUUGAGGACUCCUCUUUUCACCUCCACAGUGACACUAACUCUGUCCUCAAUGACGGGAUGGCUCCUUUCCGCUUACAUGACCUUGGCUUUUCCUCUGAGCCCUUUCUUUUGCACAGCUCAGUGGGAGGAAGCAGCCGCGAAUCCCUGAGAGGCGUAGCUUCAGAUCUCUCCACCCACCUGGAAGACCUGGACAUCUUAGGUCUGGACAGCCAGCGACGCCACGGGAGCAGCGGUUCCAACAUGUCUAUGGACUGUGGCGAGCACGACUGGGGCGACGACGAUGAAGAAGAUGAAGAUCAUCCCAUGCGGUGCGGGCGAAGCAGUAAGACGGGCUCCUACUCGUCAACCUCCUCGACCCAGCACUGCUCCUGCUGCGUUCUAUCCCAGCACUACCCUCAGCACUUCCCUGAAGCCUUCUCUGAGCCUUUUUCAGAGUGCCAGCAAGGCUACGGCAGCGACUCCUCCUGCAACAGCUCAGACGGCGUGCUCGUCAACUUCAGCGCCAUUUACAACAAGAUGAACAACGGCGGACCGGAGAAGCCUCCGGUCUCUGGGCACACCAACCUCAACGGCUCCACCGACCACUCCUGCACCUCGUCUGUUUCCGAUCCACCUGGAAACCAGCGUGACUCAACAGGCGGGGCUUUCUAUUUAGACCUUCACACCUCCCCGACUGAACCUCCCCUCUCACAGCAGCUACCCUCCUGCCUCGGCAACGCCUUCCCUCUCAUCCGUGAGCCGCACCUGUCCACCUCCUCCACCUGCUCUUGCUCUGUGGAGCACCAGGGGGCUCUGGACCUCGACGCCAACUGCAACUCCUACCACCCUCCACAUUCUGGGUCAUCCGGAGACCUUGCUUCCUGUCUGCAGAGCCAGGCCCGCCUCGUCGUCGCCACACAGAACUAUUACAAGCUGGUCACCUGUGACCUUUCGUCCCAGUCGUCCCCGAGUCCCGCAGGCUCGUCGGUACACAGCUGCUCCGAUGAGCACAGCAAAGGCAGCCCCACCCCGACUCAGCCCAGCGAGUACUUCCUGUUCAGACAGCGAGCUGAUGAGGAGGGAGUGGAGGAAGAGGACGAAGAUGGAGCGUCAUCCAGGGGAGAUGAUAAUGAGGAUGACGAAGAGGAUGAGGAGGAGAAGAAGAGUCCGCAGGCAGCUCCUGGAGCUGAAGCUGCCUCUUCUGUGAUCGAGGGCCAGGUGUACGUCAACAUCUCCCCUCCUCUGGGUGGUCGGGGUGUCAUCGGAGGCGCGGCCCCCUCAGGAAGUCGCCCCCGUUCCCGCAGCUACGACCGCAACCUGGACAAGUCUCCGUCUCCUCGGCUCGGAUCUCUGGAGCGGAUGUUGAGCUGCCCCGUCCGGCUCAGCGAGGGCGCCGCCCCGACCCCGCCGCCUCCUCCGCGGGUCACCUCCUUCGCAGAGAUCGCCAGGAGUAAAAGAAGAAACGGAGGUGCGGGGGGGUCGCCGUCGAUGAAGGCGGCUACAGACCCUUUCUCCUCCACCUACUCCACCCACUCCCACUCCUCGGUGGAUUUCUCUCCGAUCCUGGAGGCCGACAGUCAAAGCCUGUCACCUGUCCCCUUCACCAGAUGUUACAGCCAAGGCAGCCUUGAACGACACCUGGAGGGGGCGAGGGAGACCCGGGCCAAGGCUGAAGGUGGUCUCUCCACCUCUUCAGACAGCCGGCCGGCAGUGGUCCGCUACAGCAGGGACCAGAGGCCCACCACUCUCCCCAUCCAGCCCUUCACCUUCCAACACCAGUUUGCCUCCAAACCUCCGCAGCCCAAGCCUCUGCUGCCCCUGCUCACAGGCUACGUCUCUGGGAUGCAGGCCCGCUCCAGUUCCGGCUCCGGUUCUGGCUCUGGCUCUGGAGGUCCGGUGGGGGAGGAGAGCGAGGAUGCAGCUGAAAAUGUGCACAGGUACCAGGGGGCUGUGGCUGCUGCGGCCCCUCCUCCCGGGUCAGUUCGUCCCUCGCCUCUCGGGAGCUACUCCCCGGUUCGUCUCCAGGGAGCGCCCAGCUCCGGGACCUGCUCCACCUGCACCCCCAGCCCUCAGCGGCCGCACAGCCUCUCCUGCCCGCUCUCGGCAGGCCUCGGCCCCCUGCACACCCCACCCUCAGUAAAACAGGGAGGGGGUUCAGCGCCGUUACCUCAGACCCCUCCACCUCCAUCCCUGGGCGUGAAGAGAGGGACGGUGCCGCCGAUGCUGCCGGCGGUGCAGGGACACUGUUUCCACCGCGGAGCUCUGUCCAGUUUACCAGCGCUCCACAGUGACACACUGAGCCCGCUGGGCUGUCUGGACUCUGGGAAGCACGGGGAGGGAAGCAAAGGAUCUGGAGCCAGGACACAUAAUGCACACCACCUCUCUCCUCAGGCCCUCAAAUGGAGGGAGUACCGUCGACGAAACCCACUCGGGGUGGAGAGGGUCUCUGGCGGCGGAUCAGGCAUCCUGUCUGGUAACGCAGAACCCCGAAGGGGCGGGGGAACACGACCUGCCAGACGCAACGUGUUCGAUUUCCCUUCAGCGCCCUCUAGCCUCACGCUGGGACGGCUUAAUGUGGGCCAGUCAGCUAAGCUGCAGCAGAGCUACAGCGACUUCCUGCCGGACUACUUCUCUCUGACCGAGAAGCCGCCGGAGGAGUUCUGCCUCUCCCCCGACGCCUCAACCUCCUCCUCCUCCUGCUCUUCCUCACAGUCCCACAUCUCUGUGGACCUGACACAGAAGAGAGCUUUGGUGAAGGCCGUGAACACAGCAGUGGAUCUGAUUGUGGCGCACUUCGGCACCAGUCGAGACCCAGAUGUAAAGGCUAAGCUGGGGAACAGCUGGGUGAGUCCCAACGUGGGUCACCUGAUCCUGAAGUACCUGUGCCCGGCCCUGCAUGAGGUGCUGCAGGACGGUCUGAAGGCCUACGUACUGGACCUGAUCAUCGGACAGAGGCGCUGUCAGCCCUGGAGCCUCGUGGAGGCCUCCACACAGCUGGGCCCGUCCACUCGUGUCCUCCACAGUCUGUUCUCAAAGGUGAGCCAGUACUCAGAGCUCACCAGCCACAGCAUGAGACUCAACGCCUUCAUCUUCGGCCUGCUCAACCUGAAAUCUUUGGAGUUCUGGUUCAAUCACCUCUACACACAUGAAGAUAUUAUAGCAGCACACUACAACCCGUGGGGUUUCCUUCCCCUGUCGCAGGGGGCAUGCCAGCCUCUCUUCGAGGAGCUCCUCCUCCUGCUGCAGCCGCUGUCGCUCCUCCCCUUCGACCUGGACCUGCUGUUCGAACCGCAUCUCCUCCAGAAGGGCCAGGAGCAUCUGCGUCGCAAGGAGCAGCUGUGCUCCGCGGGCCAGAGCGUCGACCAGUCGGCUCGCUCCACCUUCCAGCUCAUGAGAGGAUGGAGCACCACCGUGAGCGAAAUGGUCAGAGACUCGAGCGCCGAGGUGAAGAAGGAGAGGGCGGGGCUGAGGCGAGAGGGAACGUGGCCGAGGAUGGAGGGAGCCAAGUCGAGGAGAGAGGGAGCGGGGGUAAAGUCAAGGGGAACAACUGAAGGCACGACAGCUGGACCUGUUAGCAGACCGACGAUGAUGGAAGUAGGGUUGGCUAAUCUUUGGAAGGAGAGGGGGAUGGGGGAGCAGAGGGUGAAAGGUGUAGGGCAGGAGAGUCAAGAAGAUGGUGAGGAUGGACAAGAGAAGGACAGGGGGAAGAAAAAAGACAGGGAUCCAGCAGAUGAGGGGCGUCAGCGGCAGGACAGACAGUCUGGAUGGUGGUACCAGCUCAUGCAGUCCUCCCAGGUCUACAUCGACCAAUCCACAGAGGGGUCAAAGUUUGUCAAGACCGAGAAGAGGAAGAGGUCAUCGGAGAGACGACAGGCUCAACUACCGCCCACCAGGGAGGGAGUGGUGGAGGGGGCCGAGUCAAGCCAAGAAGGGGAGGGCAGCAUAAGCAGCAAAGGCAACAGUAGCUCCAGCGGGGAGUCAGCUGGAUCCAGGGGAAAGCCUUCGUGGAUGGGCAGCCCACCAGAGUCCGUCCUCAACCAGGAGAAGGAGACAAAACCUCUGGAGGGCGCAGGGACUGGAGCUCAGGCUGCAGCCCAGGAGGAGAGCCCCUCACAGGGACAGAGUUUGCGUUGGGGCAGGCUCUUUGGAUCUAGUCUGGGUUCUCCCUCCAGACCAGAGGGAGCUGAACAGAGGGCAAAAGGUCAAAAGACCAGACCCCCAUCAGGUUGGCUCAGUCUGGACAGGUCUGUUCUCGACCUCGUAGCUCAGACCAUCGGAGCAGGGAGCGGGAAGAAGCCAGAGUCUCCGGCCACUCUCGCUCAGACCCAGAACACACCCCCACCAACGUCAACCAAACCAACUGAAGCCAAACGACAGUCUCCAUGUGAGGUGCGAGCGUUGUGCCACCACAUAGCCACUGAGCCCGGCCAGCUGAGCUUCAACAAGGGCGACGUCCUGCGGGUCCUGAGCAAGGCCGAUCCGGACUGGCUGCUCUGCUCCCUGGGCUCCACGCAGGGCUUAGUUCCCAUCAUCUACGUCACCCUCAACAGCAUGGAGGAGAGCCAGGACGCCACCGGACUCCGGCAGUGCUGAAGCUGAAGCUGAAGCUGAGUGGAAAUGAAGCGAAAAAGAUGAAGGCGAACAGCUCUGGAGACGGAGGCUUUCUCUGCCACACACCUACUGAAAACAAAACAUCAGUUUUUUUCUUUGUUUUUUUUUUUUUUUGCUGCUGUUAAAUUGGGAAUAACUGUGUUCCUGAAAAAUAAACAAUGUAGAAAAUAUGAAGAUUAUGAAGACAAUGUACAGACACAUGCAAGGGAAGCAUGCAGGCUCAAACACAUCUACUUCAAGGGUACAUCCAGACCAGUAUGCAUGCAUACAUCCAAAAAAAACCAAAAGACCAGAAACGAGAAACCCAAAGACUCUCAAACACACGCUUCUUUCUCUGCGUGAAGCUGUGCUACUAGCUUAACUACGUGACUGUCCAGUCUGCAAAUAUCAUCCAUCUCUACUUUCCACAAAACAAGGAGGGGCUACACACAGACGGUAAUCCUCACUAUAUGAUAUUCUCUAUACCAUGCCUAGCUGCACUUUGCUGUACUGUCUGUUCACCUCUGAACACAGUUGUACCUCCCAGUCGUCAGACAGGUUGGUUUGGUGUCCUGUUGCUUACUUAGUGCCGACUGAUCUUUUUAAUUCGUGUAGAAGCCGGUGAAUCCUUUGCUUUUCUUUGGUAAGAUUUAAGGUGGUUGAUGUAAAAGCAACAAAAAACAAAACAUCUUGCUCCACCUCUUCUCCAGCUGCAGAGGUGUGAUAGUGUUUAGAUGGAGGCAGGAAGGCGAGUUUAAAUCUUCCUCCCGUUCCCCACCUGUCUUAUUUGAUCACUGCUCAUCAAACCCUGUUUCUUUAAGAAGGGAUGGAUGGACUGACAAACAAAUGGACUGUUCCUCCUCUCUGCUCACAGGUCCCACCACAGCUGGGAUGAAUCAGUGGCUGAUAUUGUUUGAGUGCAUGUAACCUUGCAAAAAAAAAAAAAAAAAAAAAAAGUUGUCUUUUCCCCCCUUUGUCUUAUACAGUCCUGUUCCACCUGCCACAUCCUGAACCUUUCACCGCUUAUGAGGAGGACACGGUCGAGCGAGUGGCCACAGUCUGAGCUGUACAUGUGCGUUUGAUCUAUUGGUACAUACUGUAACAUACAUAUAUGACUUACACAUGUGGUGAGUUCUAUUUAUUUACUGAUCUGCUGAAUUAGCGAGGAGGCGUCUUAAUGGGCGGCUGCAGAACACAGGGAAGGAUGUCCAAUGAAAGCAAAACGUAGCUGUGGAGAUGUCUUUUGAAUGUGUUGGGGAUUUACCCCCAGUUUGGAAAUUCUUCAGAAGUGACUGCUAAUUAGUUUUGCAUUUAGAAAGGGGUCGAUGAUCUCGUCUAUGCCUUAAAGCGCUUGAGACACUUCGAGGCUUCGUGACCUAAUAUUUGCCCUGACGUUACAGUAUAUUUUGUAUACGCUGUUCCCCCAGAUUUAUGUCUACAGAGAUUCUUGUUGACGUCAAAGACGAGUAUAGUGAAGAUAAAAGAGAUCUAUGGUGAUAUUUUUUGAUGCUUUAAGGGAAACCCCAACACAUUUUGUGAUGGAGGCUUUAUGGGCAUUCUUGUGUUAGCACGUACACGCUACCUGUCAUGGUGUAAAAUGUGGCCUUAGGUUCAAAACGAGUUCACAAAGAAGUUAAAAGUUACAGUACAGUAUACCUGGAUAGAUGCUGAGUGCAAACAGAUGCCCCAUCCAAAUAUGACACUCUAUAAAAUGGUAAAAUCAAAAUGUACAUUUAUUAAAUAAAUGAAUGCUUGUGUAGUUUUUGAAAAACUUACAUAGGAUAUAAUUUUACCAUUUUCUUUUUGUUGCAUUAUUGUACAGUUUUUAUUUUUAUGUAUGAUUUUUAACAUUGAGUUCCACCAAAUCGAUUAAUAUUUCAUUCUCAUUGAACUGUAAAUAUAUUUAAAUCCUUCAGUGAUUAAUUUCUGCCAUAGAUCUAUAUGUAUAAAUGUUAUUAAUGCAUUUUAUGUUAAAUACAGGAAGCAAGCAUAAGCUUUAGUUUCAGUGCUAACAACCUGCUGACUAUAAUACGAGUUGCCCGUGGUAGUGGAAGCUAUGAUUUUCAGUCCUCCAGGCAGUUUGGUGUUCCUCUUCAGAUUUCACAUGGGACAGAAGGAAAUAAACACAUCGGAGUGAUUAAACCAGAGAGACGAGGAGGCUCAGGGGUAAGAGGCAAAGACGGAUUCGCUUUUGAUUUGGUGUUUGACGAGCUGAGAUGUGCUUUAAAAUGUUUAGGAGUGAUGUAAAAGAGAGAGAGAGGGAGAGAAAGGAAGAGGUCUUGAGCCUUCUCUCUUUCUCUCGUCUGUUUUCUCUCUCUCUCCCUGGCUGCCUCCUUCUGCCUGUAAAUACCUUCAGCAUCAGUGACACUGCUCUUCUCUCUGUGUCCAGGCUAUAUGAUGUGUACGUAUGACAUUAUCAAACUACUAUGGAUGUUAAAUAACAAAGUGCUCAUGUGAUCACAGA
Messenger RNA from Lates calcarifer (barramundi perch), 7896 nucleotides. RefSeq names its product RUN and SH3 domain containing 2 (gene rusc2). The record is from RefSeq and is a predicted model, not a curated record. Gene Ontology annotation, molecular function: protein binding. The transcript has 13 exons. The coding region runs from base 387 to 5435 and encodes 1682 amino acids. Gene Ontology annotation, cellular component: cytoplasmic vesicle. NCBI's taxonomy places the organism in Eukaryota, Metazoa, Chordata, Actinopteri, Centropomidae.